Messenger RNA from Thermothelomyces thermophilus ATCC 42464, 1749 nucleotides. RefSeq lists its product as uncharacterized. Lineage: Eukaryota; Fungi; Ascomycota; Sordariomycetes; Sordariales; Chaetomiaceae. The coding region runs from base 1 to 1749 and encodes 582 amino acids. The record is from RefSeq and is a predicted model, not a curated record. The transcript has a single exon.
AUGUGGGAUUCAAUAGAGGAUCCAAGUAAGCGACGCGAGAUUCGAUACGGCAACAACAUCUACGUCUUGUUCCGCGCUCUUUUACACUGCAAGAGGUUCUAUGGCCAGGACAGUCUCUGGGUUGCCAUUGCCCGCGGCUUCAAUACCAGCCCGACCAUCGUGAGGGUCACGUCUGAAAUCCUUACCCAAGCCAGAAGGGAACAGCGAUCCAAACCCAUAAAAGACAUUCCCGAUACGGCACGCGCUGCCGAUGAGUGGAUUGACUUUUUGGAUACCUAUGACCCGCGCCUCCGCAGCCUAUCUGACCCCGAAGUCUACAACGUCAGCGAGGCCUUCUUUAAGGCUCAAGAAAAGAAACAUCUCAACGCCGCGAGAGUGCCCACCAACCCUCGCCAGCGGCCCCUCUAUAUCACAAACCUGGACCGCCGUUCUCCUGAACGCUCACUUGAUGGGGGUAGUGCGCCCAUUCAGUCUCCGCCAGUCCAGCUAGAGAACCUCAGGGAGUCCGAUAGACACCGUGGCCGGUCGCCGCCUCUCCGCCGCAAACGCUCCGCCUCACCAGAGGAGGGUGUCUCCUCCAAAAUCAGGCGCACCGAUUUUGAUACUCGCCGGGACCCUCGCCUGGAACCGGAAAAACAUGGCGCUCUUGAUAAGCUGCCUACAAUCCAGCCGACACGAAGCCCCCCGCGGGUGAACCAGCCGCGGGCUGCUCAACCUGCUCAGCCUGUUAAACCGGUUCAACCAGUCCAAUCCACGCCUCAACCUGCUGGUCCUGAGGGAAACGAACCCCUUGCCAAGUCUCCAGGGUUAUCCGCGCGAGUAGCACAGGUUGUUCCUCAGCAGACUACUCCGGCAAACAGUGGAGUUGCUCCUGGUGAGCCAGCACAGUCAAAGCUCUCGGCGCAACCUGUUUCUCAAACACCCUCUUCCAUCCCGAAAGAAGAGUCAUCAUCACCUAAAGCACCAGCUCCUCCCGAUGUUGACGACGCUUCCGCGCUGAAAGCACGCAUCGUAAGCCUGGAGAAGCAGCUCGAAGAGGCCGAGAGCAAACGGACGAACCCAACACCUGUCCUAAGCUCUCCUCUUCCGAGCCAACUGGGGGAGGACAUGGUAGCAUUAAAAAAGGAAAUGGCCACGGCAACUAACGCCGUCAGCACUAUAAUGGAAUCCAUGCACGACAUUGUGGACAAUCUACAAUCCCUGCAAGGAGAGAUAUCGGCUCUCGUCGCUGAACAAAAGGACCUCAAAACGACUCUGCCACAAUCCAUCAGCAGCAGCAACGACGGCACCAAGAAUCCCUCGUUCGACCUCAACGCCAUCCUCCAGCCUCUUCAGAAUCUAGACAACACGGUCAACGCCCUCCGGGCCGAGGUCUCCGAGCUCAAGAGAAACCAGGCCGCUCUCUCUGCCCCUACCAGCCAAACAACCGGGAAUGACACCAAACAGCUCGAGACCCUCCUCCAGUCGCACACGGCCCGGCUCGACAAGCUGAGCCAGCAGAUGGCCUCGCUCCAGCAGGCGCAACAACAGCAAGCACAGCGACACUCCCCCCAGCCGCAGGGGCAGCCCCAGAGCCUGCGCCAGGCCAUGGCGGCCGCCGAGCGCGACCUCAAGCACCACCUGGCCACGGUGCAGGCGCUUUAUCACCGCGGCGGCGCCGGCCGGGCGGUGACGGACCGCACGGCCGACCUUCUGGUCACGCUGUCGGAGGCGGUGAGGGCCGCGCAGGCCGGUCAGGCGGGAAUCUAA